CCCUUGACCUCUCGAAACCAGACAGCCGCCGGAUCUUCCGUCAGGACCAACAACAACAAUCCAGACCAGUGCUGCCACCUCAUCAAAUUACACAGAGCUUUGAAUUGGAGACCCAAUGGGAAAAGAAAGAGGCAGACCAAAAAUCACAUGGAGAAGAACUGUGACUGGUGACCUGGCAGACAUGGGACUAUCCUGGCAAUCAGCAAAGAAGGUGGCCAAGGACAGACCCAGAUGGAAGGACAAAGUCAUGGCCUCAUGUCUCACAAUUGAUGAAGAGGAUAAGUAUUAAAGUAAGGACACCAUAUUACAGCUAUUUUCGAAUAUGAUGAUGGGGGAAGGCCAGCGUGGAAAAGAAGACGCCCUGUGGCGAAAACUGAAGGCCCUGCCGACUCUGUUUCAGCUUGACAUACCACAAAUGCCAGAGACGAGCUUCAGCAAGGUCAUCACCAAACUACGGUCGGAGAAACGCCAGGUUCCCGAGGAGUUUGAUGAAGACGUGAGGUCGGAAAACCUGCUGGCAUUCCUGCUGUUGUAUAUUGACAAGAUCGAGGAGGCCAAGCCUCACAUCGAUUCUGUGCUAAAAAAAACUGAAGACAGCUCAAACCUGGUCGCUUUAGGGAAUAUAUGCGCCUACUACCUCAAACAGUAUAAUGUUUCAGAAGCCAAGAAAUACUUGCAGACAAUUGACAUGGUCAUGAAGGAAAACGACCAAGUUGUGGAAGACAUAAAGACGAUAGCAAUAGGAGAACAAGGAUAUUGUCUGUCCAGGCUUGGGCCUAAGUGUCACCUUAUGGCUGCUGACAAGUUUUGCAAAGCCCUCAGUCGUGGAUCUCCAAACUACCAGCUAAAAAUCAAAUGGAACUAUGGGUUAGCUUUGUGCCUCGAUCGGCUCCUUGAUAGGGACAGUUUUGUGGAAGACCCUGAGUUUAAACCAGCCGAGGUUUAUGAAGAAGCACAGCGAUGUUUGGUGCUAGUAACUGGAAGUAACAUACAAGCUUUCUGUGGAAAGGGAUGGGUGGCAUUAGGCGAGGUCCACAGCAAGUAUGUGAAGAUACAUCACAAGUACUUUGAAGGCAACAGAAAACCUAAAGGUCUCAACACGUCUCAGAUAGAUGAAUGUUUUGAAAAUGGCUUAGCUGUUGCUCCAAAUGAUCACUUCGUACUAGAGAGGGUGGGUCGACGCCACAGACACAUGCGCCGCAUCGAUGAUGCGAUAGAAUGCCUGGAGAAAGCAAACGAAGUCCGCCCUUCUGCAUUUUCUUGGCACCAUCUCGGACUGGCUUACAGAUCAAAGGCGCCACGUGGAAGAAGUAGUCAGGGAUCAUUCCGGGGAAGAGGAAGAAGCAGUCAGAGGAGGCCUAGAGGUAAUCGAUAUAGAGGAUCUUCAGCUGUUGACCAAAGUCAGUCUGCUCCAUUUAGGGGGUGGAGAGGGGGUCGCAGGCGAUCGGGUGGACAAUACCGUGGCAGAAGCAAUGUCAACCAUGGCAACAGAAAUACCAGCCAUCAUUAUGUUAGACAGGAAGCUGAAAGUAGCUGCCACUGGUCUUCACACGGUCAGUGGAAUCUGAAUGGUAGAAAUCAGAGAGGAUGGCAUAGUCAACAAGGCUACACAAACCAGUCACAGGCUGUUAGUUCAUCAUCAGUGAAAGGAUUUGACACAAUGGAUGGACACAAAGAUGUACCAUACUCUACAAGAGGAGGUAGAAGUGGACAAAGGCGACCAAGAAGUAGAGGGUACCGUGGCAGACAAGAGCAUUUUCAAAGAUACAACGAUGACGGUGCUAGGACUCAGUUGGGACUGACAGAUCAAAGUCUAGAAAGUAAACCCUGUUCAGAUGAUGUUGACAAUGUGCAAAGAGAUUUUGGUCGGAUGACAUUAGAUUCUCGAGACCAAUCUGAGCAAAAUGCAGUCCAAACACAUCAUCAUGAUACAUUUUUAGAGAAGGCAAUGCAUUGUCUUGAAAGGGCUUAUGAAUUAUCUGAAGGUACGGGUGUUGCCAUCCCAGUAGGCCUAGCUGAGAUUCACAUGCAGAUGGGACAAUUUGACGAAGCUUUGCAGUAUUUCCGAAAAGCCAUCGACAAGGACAGUGUGUCAAGGUCUCUGGAGGCUGCUAGUUGCUACCAGAAAUGGGGGGAAUGUUUCCUUCAAAUGGGACAAGAAGAGAACGGGAAAAACAUGCUCCGAAAAGCUGUAGAAAGCGCUGCUAAAGUCAACGUUGAGAAGAGGGGAGCUUUCUCGAAAUUGGUGACACUAAUGCAGAAAGACUUGGGAAAAGAAGACCUGCAGGCUGACCACAUCAAUGAACUGGCUCAGUUGUACGAACUGGUUAAGCGUUAUGGAGAGGCACUGGGCUUGAGAGAAACAGCUCUACGACUGAAAGCUGAUGAUCCAACAACGCUCUGUGGUUUGGUGGAUAAUCUUCGAGCACAGGGAGACUAUGCCCAAGCAAGGAUGUACCUGCCCAUGUUACGCAAUCUUACAGAUGUGGAGGUCCCAAUGGAUGUAGUCAUUGAGGUAAACCUUGGAGCUGCAGAACUUCAGAUCCAACAGGACCCUCACCUUGCCAGCGGCAUCUUCCUGGAGACGUUUGUCUCUGUAUUCCCCACUGAACUUCACCCAAACCUCAUGUACAAUGUGUUUGUUUACAGUGACGAAGAGGACAAAGAGACAGCAGAAAGGCUGACAAUGCUGUGCGAGGAUCAGUACGAUCUGUCCUGCCGUUGUGUACAUCGGGACAUCCCCUGUACGCAAUCUGUAGUCGAGAUGGUGGCAGAUUUGAUCAACAAAAGCACUUGCAUCAUCUUUGUUGUCUCUAAAGCAAGUUUGCAAAAGGGUAUGAUGAAACUCGUGAUAGGACUGACCGUGCACUUGGUCAACACACGAGACUUUGGUAAUCUGGUAGCCGUGAAUGUGGAUGAUUGUGAUCUUCUGCCAGUCAUUUCUGUGUACCCAAGCAUCAGGAUGGAAGAUUGUUUUGCUCUGCCAGGGGGCACAACCUUGUUCAGGAAAAUGAUCUCAACAAAAAGUUGCUCACACUAGCUUUUAACUUUGUUAAUUCAUCUUCAAGUAUCAGUUCCAACAGGUCCUGAGUUCGAAUCCAUGCCA
This is a messenger RNA of Branchiostoma belcheri (Belcher's lancelet), 3106 nucleotides long. RefSeq lists its product as uncharacterized. The record is from RefSeq and is a predicted model, not a curated record. Gene Ontology annotation, biological process: defense response to virus. The coding region runs from base 323 to 3040 and encodes 905 amino acids. NCBI's taxonomy places the organism in Eukaryota, Metazoa, Chordata, Leptocardii, Amphioxiformes, Branchiostomatidae. Gene Ontology annotation, molecular function: protein binding. The transcript has 2 exons. Gene Ontology annotation, cellular component: cytosol.